This is a messenger RNA of Archocentrus centrarchus (flier cichlid), 6108 nucleotides long. RefSeq names its product cytohesin 2 (gene cyth2). The coding region runs from base 112 to 1362 and encodes 416 amino acids. Gene Ontology annotation, biological process: regulation of ARF protein signal transduction. The record is from RefSeq and is a predicted model, not a curated record. Lineage: Eukaryota; Metazoa; Chordata; Actinopteri; Cichliformes; Cichlidae. Gene Ontology annotation, molecular function: guanyl-nucleotide exchange factor activity. The transcript is spliced from 12 exons.
GUGUCGCCACCUUCUUUGUCUCCGGCCCAAAAUUUCGACACCAGUGGUUGUCUUUUUCCCCGUUUAGUUUUGAGGAUAUAUUUAUAUAUAUCCCAAUUUUUUUGACAUUGAAUGACAGUCGACUCUGAACUAUUUAUGCCUAAAAGUAAAGCGCCAAAAAUGGAUGACCUGGACUACAUCCCAGUAGACCUGAGCCCAGAGGAGCGCUCUGAGCUUGAGGACAUCCGUAGGAGGAAGGGCGUCCUGCUGCAGGAGAUCCAGAGGCUCAGAGAGGAGUUACGAGAGGCGAUUUUGGAGGUAGAGGGACUGGAGACCAGCACAGAGGGCAGUAAAACUCUACAGAAAAGUAGGCACGUGGCAAUGGGAAGGAAGAAAUUCAACAUGGAUCCUAAAAAGGGCAUUGCUUUUCUGGUGGAGAAUGAGCUGUUGAGACACACUGCAGAGGACAUUGCUCAGUUCUUGUACAAAGGAGAAGGCCUCAACAAGACGGCUAUCGGAGAUUAUCUUGGAGAAAGGGAUGACUUCAACAUCAAAGUCCUACAGGCUUUCGUUGACCUCCAUGAGUUCACUGAUCUCAACCUUGUCCAGGCCCUCAGGCAGUUCCUGUGGAGUUUCCGUUUGCCUGGUGAAGCUCAGAAGAUCGACAGAAUGAUGGAAGCCUUUGCUCAGAGAUACUGCCACUGUAACCCUGGUGUCUUCCAGAGCACUGACACAUGUUACGUGCUGUCUUUUGCCAUAAUCAUGCUGAACACGAGCCUCCACAAUCCCAAUGUGAGGGACAAACCUGGAGUAGACCGUUUCAUCUCAAUGAACCGAGGGAUCAAUGAGGGGGGAGACCUACCAGAGGAGCUGCUCAGAAAUCUCUAUGAAAGCAUUAAGAAUGAGCCCUUUAAGAUCCCAGAGGAUGAUGGCAAUGACCUGACACACACCUUCUUCAACCCUGACAGAGAGGGCUGGCUUCUUAAGCUUGGGGGAAGGGUGAAAACCUGGAAACGUCGAUGGUUCAUUCUCACAGAUAACUGCCUUUAUUACUUUGAAUAUACCACAGAUAAAGAGCCACGAGGUAUCAUUCCCUUGGAAAACCUUAGCAUUCGGGAGGUAGAAGACCCAAGGAAACCUAACUGCUUCGAGCUGUACAUCCCCAACAACCGAGGUCAGCUGAUUAAGGCAUGUAAGACGGAGGCUGAUGGGAGAGUAGUGGAAGGAAACCACAUGGUGUACCGCAUCUCCGCUCCCACACCUGAGGAGAAGGAUGAGUGGAUCCACAGCAUCAAAUCUGCCGUUAGUGUGGAUCCCUUCUACGAAAUGCUUGCUGCCAGGAAGAAACGUAUAUCACUUAAGAAGAAAGAGGAGCAGCCGUAGAUCACGUCCUUCAUUCUCUCCCUGUCUUCCUCCUCCAUCCCUGCUCCUUACAACCUGUUCAUAAGUUUUGAUAACCCUCCUUCCUUAUCCUAAAAGCGGUCUCUUCCUUUUACGAGGACUCUUCCUGGCUAUCCUGUCUGCCAGACUUUUGAAAAGCCACAUUCAGGGUGAGAAGCUCACCCUCUGUGGCUGCAACUUAUCUUGGUUCUUACACUACUGCUGUUACACACUACACACAAGCGUGUGUUUAGACCAUAUUCACACCAGUGCUGAUCAUCUCCAAAACACCUUUUUUUGGCCUUUAAUCCACACUAACCAUAUUUGGUAAUGAAGGACUUGAAAAUGCUAUGAUUAGCUACGUUUGUACCUCACAGGAACCUUUUUUAAGGAAUUGAAAAGUUUCUUUAUGCUGCUGGUGGUCUGGAGCUCCUCUGCAAUUUAAAUAACUUCAAAGAUUUGUCAAAUUAGUCUGCUGACGUAGCAGCACAUGUUUUUACAUGUGGAACUUUAUACCAUUCACACAAAAUCUGGCAGUGUGUAUUUGUGCUUUAGAGUAGAAAUUCUGUAAAUAACAAAUAAUGACUUGCUGCUCUGUGACUGGCUAAAAGGUUACAAGAAGGCUACUUGGCCAAUCAAAAGUGCUGACUGCUGAAGUGAUCCUGAACUUUGAGAGUAAUACCCCUUGAGCCGAGACCUUUUUGGGGACUAAAAUAAUUCCCUCAGGACUUGAUUUAAGCCUUGAUUAUACUUUCCCUGUCGGCUAGUCUGCUAGUGUUCGCUUCGCUCUGAGUGACAUAAGUUUCGUUAUUAUAUAAAGAGUGUGACGGUCUGUGCGGACGUCCACGUACCUGCCAAUAUUUUGUGACCACAUGAACCCAUCCGAGAAGACUUUACAAUACAGUGCACCAACUGCACAUGCGCCCCAGGUGGCUGACUUUAAAGAAGUGUAACAGGAGUGAUUCCUCAGCCGUCAUAGCUCCAACUAUAUGUGUCCAUGUCUGAAGCAGAGUAUAAUCAUGGCUUUAUGUCCCUGCUGUGUAAAUGUAGUUCCUCCAAAGGUUCCUAAAAAUAGCAGAGUUGUUCAGUAGAAAUGUCUUUGGCUGGCUUAAGCCCCUGAUGCAUGCCUGAUAGAAAUUAACUCUCAUCUUAUGUGCUUUUUUUUUGGCAUGUGUAGUGGAAUUUUGGAAGGUUAUUCGAAGAAGCAGGUGUAGAUCCAAAACGUAUGAACCAAACAUCCAUUAGAGAUUUAUCUGCACUAGUGUGAAUGUGGUCUUUUUCAGGUUAGAAGUCCUCUGUCACAUUUAUUGAUGCCACCUAAAUGAGAAUUUGCCUUUCUUGAUUGUGCAUACCCCUAGACAAAAUGUGAAUUCACUAUACAAACACUAAUAAGACUAAUGUUCAUUUAGUGUUCAUCAGAGAGGAGUGAGGAUGCAAAUGAGUGAUUUCAGAUGACUAACUUGUUCUCAUUGUUUGCCAUAAUAAUCAUAACAGUUUUACAUUACUACCGUCCACAUUUGGGUACUGUAGGCACGUCAUUACUGUACAUUACCACAAGAUUUAUAUCGCCAAAUUACUGUUGAUCAUCAAGUAUGGUCAAGUGGAGACGAACAUUAGCAGAGAGCUGCGUGUUUGUGCUCACUUAGACAGUAUAUAUGUUCUUUAGCAUGUUUCUCUAACAUGUUUGAGCAAUAGCCACGUAGAAAAUCGUAGUUCCAGUCUGGAGGCUUGUUAACAAAUCCUUCAUACCACUAAUACUGAGCAGUUAACAUCAUGUCCUCUCAGAUGUAACAUUAUAGCAUGCCACACAUCAUUUUCAGCACUACAAGAUGAACAUGUCUCUCACCAGUCUGACAUUUAACUGUUAGAGCUGGGUCUGUCCACUAUAGUGAGUUUUAAGGAAUCACAAAGGCAGCUCAUUACAAUGUACACUUUUUUGUAAAUAGAUGUUAGCAUAUUUGUUUACAAUACACAUAGAAAUGAUUUAAUUUAUUCUUUUGGUUUUUUUUGUACGAGCUACUGUUUUACUGCAUGUCGAUAAACGGCGGCGUCAGUCGUAGGCCUGAUGCAUCACUGAUCAUGCUAGUGCACUGAUUUGAGAAGUGUUAGUGUUCCCUGUUGACUUGGAGAAGAUUUAAAAUGGAAGAUUGUUAAUGCAAAAGUUUAUGACCCCAUUCAGUUGUACGUUCUUUUUGGAGAACAACAUUUAAUUUUUUUUUUUUUUUUUUUUUAAAUGAGUAAAUCCGACCCAGUAAAGCACAAGCAGAGAUUCAGUCUCAAGCUCUGGUCGUUACAUGAUUAAGGCCAGAUGAAGUGUGAGGGAGCUGUUUACAAACCGAAGCUACAAUUUUCUGUCAGAUUAUAGUGAUUAAAAAUGAAGAGACAAGAUGAGAAACACUUCUAAAUAUCAUAGAAAAACAUUUAGAUGUAAUGAAUCAGUAACUCUUUUAGAUUUGUUUCCUGUGGUUGAGCUUAAUCUAGUAGUUUAAUGAAUUGGUGGUUUAGAUGUUGGAGAAUAUAAUUGUUUACUGCACUUUAUCAAUGUUAGUAUUUUGGAGAACAAUACAAUAAACAGUAAAGGAGCCUCCACGCAGGAAGUGAUUCAGAGAUUAUAGAAAGUGGGUGACAUUCGGCAAGGGCAAAAAAAAAGAAAGGAAAAAGCACUGGUGAAGAAAAGCAGGCGCAUCCCGAGAAAAAUCUUUCUCAACUUCCAGCCGAGCAAGUGAAGCAGCUACCAGUAAGAGUGCAUUAUACUGGUGAUUGGUGUGUGACCUGGUAGAAUGAUAGAGGGUUACUCAGGAUUAGGGCCACGCCUGCAAUGAUGCAGAUGCUGUACCUGUCCGCUGUGGUGAAGAGAGGGUGGAGCGUAAAAGCGAUUUCCAUCCCUGCCCUCACCUGUGGUCACAAGAUCUGGGUAAUUACCAACUUUCUCUUGAGUGGCUGGGCUGCUCCUUAGAGACAGGGUAAGAAGUUCAGUCUUUCAGAAGGGACUUGGAGUAGAGCUACUACUCUUCCACAUUGAAAGGAGACAGCUGACAUGAUUUUAGCAUCUGAUUAGGAUACCUCCAGGGUGAGGUGUUCCGGGCAUGUCCUACUGGGAGGAUUAUCUCUUUUGCUGGCCUGGGAACAUAUUGGUGUUCCCUGGAUGAGCUGGAUGAGGAGGUCUGGGCUUCUCUGCUUAGGCUGCUGCCCUGUUACCUGGUUACCUGGGUUGGUGGGUUACUCAGGCAACCAGAGCCCCGAAUGUCCACUUAACUAACCAACCAUCAGCUUCAAGCUGCGUCCACACUGGAAGCGAUUUGCAGUAAUGUGGCAACUAGAGAAAGUCAGAUGACAUUCAGCAACUACAGGCAAAUAAACAAAAACGCUGAUGCCGCCAAGGGGGUGGAUCCCAAGACAAACUUCUCUCAACUUUGAGCUGAGCGAUGAGCACAGGAUAUGGGUGAUUGACGCACAGUAAAUACAUAUCAGUAGAGCGUUACCUGAGCAACCAGAGCCCAGAAUGACCUGAAAUGAUCAAUAACGAGUGAAUUGCCCUCUGUGACUCCACAGAGCGUUUGCAGUGUUUCCCAGCCUUUUUAAACCACUGCACAUAUUUCACAUUAGAAAAAUUACAAGACACGCCACCAAACAAAAAUGUCACAGAAAAGUAUAUUUGUCAAAAUAUGAUGAAAAUCUAGUCUCAGUUUACUUAAUUUAAUUACUCAGUGUGAAGUCUGGGCCUGUUUAGUUGAACACAAAGCUGAUAUUCUUGCAGGAAUUGAAGAAAGACACACACGAAGAUCUUCCUCAACAGCUCUGAGUCUUUCUCUUAUUUCGGCUGGAUAAUCUUCCACAACACUCCUGAUGUUUUCUCACGGCACACUUAUGUGGUUGGUAAACACUGAUCUUAUGUAUUUACUUCAGGGCAUAUGUCAAUCACCAGUAUCCUGCACUACCAUUGGUAGUAGUCAAAAGUUGAGAUGUUUAUCUCAGGACCUGCCCAUUUUGCAUCACCAGCAUUUUUUUUUUCACCCAUAGUCACAUGCAGUUGCCAAAUGUCACUAACUUUUCUGUGGUUUCUGGUCACCAUGGUGCUGCAAAUCACUUCCAGUGGGGAUACAGCUUCAGCUUUAAAGUGAUGAACAACACGCAAGUCACUCCUGUGUAAACGCGCACACACAGAGCCCACUUUGCUACACCAGCAUUUUUUUCUUUCUUUUCCCCCUCGCCUGUGGUAACUUGAAGUCACUGGCUUUCUAUGGUCUCUGGUUGCCACGUUGCUGCGAAUCGCUUCCUGUGUGGACGCAGCUUGAUAUGCUGAAGCAUGAACUGUGUACAUACAUCACUUUGUCAGUUCCAGCUGUAGCAGCAGCAGAUAAUGAUCAUGUUGCAUUAGGCUGAAUGGGGUCUUCCCUUUUAUGAUUCACACUGCAAGGCCUCACUUUAUCUUUCAUGUUUGUGCUUCUUGUACAUCACAGAGACUGUAGGCCUUCACUUUCUGGGUAUUCUUGAAAUGCAAAGUUGCCAAAAAAUAAUAUUUUCAUUCAAACACAAGAAUGAACACUGAAAUGAACUGAAUGAAGCUGGACCACUGUUUCUGAUUCCUUUCACCCCAGAGCCACCUCUUUUCAGAAAAUGUGUUUAUUUUGUAUUUAUUUAUUUUUGUUUAUUGUGAGGUGAAGAUGGAUAGAUCAUCUGUAAAUGUAGCAAAAGGAAAACCACGAUACAUUGGUGCCAGUUAAACUACUGUGUAACAAUAAAAGGUAA